Messenger RNA from Cuscuta campestris, 1245 nucleotides. NCBI's taxonomy places the organism in Eukaryota, Viridiplantae, Streptophyta, Magnoliopsida, Solanales, Convolvulaceae. The record is from the annotation of a GenBank genome assembly.
UUCUUCUUCUUCUUCUUUUUUCUUUUCUUUUUCCUCCCCUUCUUAAUUUGUUCCGUCACCCAAGAUUGGGAGCAGCCGGCAGCGGAAAAUCGAGGCGGUGGUCAGGGGUGUGGCGGCCGGAUCCGAACAGAUCUAAUGUCUCCCCUUCUUAUUUUUUCCCGUCACCCAAGAUUGGGAGCACCGGAAAACCGAGGCGGUGGUCGGAGGUGUGUGGCGGCCGGAUCCGGACAGGUCUAAUGUAGUAUAAUCUCCAUCACCUCCGCCCAUUUAAUUUUUCUUUUUUCCCAAAGCUUCCCAUAUUUGUUCAUAGUUCUAACUAUAAAUUUCCCAGAUUUCCCCAAUUCCUCAAUUUAAUUUUAUGUGUAAGAAAGUUAAUUUUUGUGGUAAUAAUGGUUGAAGGAGAUGUAUGAGGGUUCACAGAAGGAAGUGAGGAUUGAGGAUCGGAAGAGAGUAGGCAUAAGGGUAAUAUGGGAAAGUCAAAGACAAUUUCAACUUUUCUUAAAGUGCGUGCCGGGUCAAACCGAGAACUUCUUUUUUGGACGGAGGGAGUAUUUAAAAUCUAAAUGAAAUAUAAGUAAUAAAAAAAUACCUGAGAAAUGUUGAAGGUUAGGGAGUAGUGUGAAAAUAGGUUGAAUUUGAAAAGUGAGUAAAGUAGUGGGUGAAAGGGUGGUUUAAAUAAAAAAAAAGUGAGUGAUAAUUAAGAAGAUGAAGGGGUGGGUGAAGUUGGAUGGUUGGGAAGGAGGUGGUUGAAACAUGUGGUGGAGAGGAAAAGGUGGGAAGUGGAAAAGGCUACCUCCCCCUACCUUCCUCUACCUUCCCCGAUUUGAUUCCCCAAACAAGGGUACAGAUGUACAAUCCCACGCAGAGACUGUGUAGUCUUCGGUGGUUCAUCAUCUCCCUCACCCAUUGCUCGGACAUAGAUUCUGAACCCUAUACUUUGCCUGCCUGUUCCCGUACCCCCACCGUCUAAGGCGGCCCGGGACACCACCGGAGCAGCUCAUUUCUCGGAGGCUGCAUGAGUAGUUUCACGGCGGAAGGAUCAGUUGAAGCGGAGCAGCGGUGCUUCAAGGGCGCGGAUCCAUGGGCGUGUCUAUUGUUUCUCAUGCUUGGUCACCGGUUCAAUUCACACUCGUUCAAGAUCGUUUUGUGGCGCGGCCUUGCUUUGGAGUACGCCAUUGCUUCUCUUCUCGCCUGCGGUUGAUUCCCCUCUUUACCCCCCUGAGGUACCUGCUUUGCUUUUCACUC